Acanthochromis polyacanthus (spiny chromis) is the source of this 723-nucleotide messenger RNA. RefSeq lists its product as uncharacterized. NCBI's taxonomy places the organism in Eukaryota, Metazoa, Chordata, Actinopteri, Pomacentridae. Bases 1 to 723 code for a protein of 240 amino acids. Gene Ontology annotation, biological process: response to bacterium. The transcript is spliced from 4 exons. The record is from RefSeq and is a predicted model, not a curated record.
AUGGAAUUUAUGAACACAACAUUCCUGAGAAUCAAAGGCUGCAUCGAUGAUCAUAACUUUGUCACAGAGACUGUUGGUGUCGGACAAAAUGUGACUCUCACAUGUACUCGCCAGAGAUCUUCUCACAAGGAAACCUUGCACUGGAUUAGACUAGUUUCUGGAAAAUAUCCUGAAUUCUUGGGAGGAACACAUACUUUUGAUUCCAACGAUAAGACUAUUAAUAAGACUCCUCGCAUUACAGCAAAACAAGGACCUGGAGCUUUUAUUCUGCAAAUUCAUGAAACUCAGCUAAGUGACUCUGGUUUUUACUACUGUAUAAAAGUCAAGCAGCUCAACAUGGAAUUCAUGAACACAACAUUCCUGAGAAUCAAAGAACCAGAACCAGUCCCUCCAUCUGAUCCAGAACAUCCAGGAGACCCAGUGACUCUGCAGUGUUCAGUCCUCUCUGACUCUGAGAGGAAAACAUGUCCAGAACAACAACACAGAGUGUUCUGGUUCAGAGCUGGAUCAGAUGAAUCUCAUCCCAGUUUCAUUUAUGCUGAUGGAAACAGUCAAGAUGAAUGUGAUACAACUCCUGAGGCUCAGUCUCCUCAGAAAUGUAUCUACAGCUUCUCUAAGACCUUCAACUCCUCUGAUGCUGGGACUUAUUACUUUGCCGUGGCCACAUGUGGACAGAUAUUAUUUGGAAACGGAGCAAAAUUGGACAUUAAAGAAUCUCAUUGA